UACCUAUAUGGUAAAUUAUCGCUCGUACUCAUUAUUUUCUACUGUUGCAACGUAUUCGGUACAGAAUAGUGUUUGAAAUGGUAUCGUUUUUAAAUUAUUUACUAAUUUGUUUUCUCGUUAAAGAAAAAGUGAGCGGUAAUAGUAUAGUAUUCGGCGCGAACGACAUUAGCAAACCGGAAAAAACUAAUUGGAAUAAUGGUAUGGCAGAUGUGCAUAACAGUAACGUUGAAAAUAUUACGCCUCGGGAUUUGUUUACAUCACCUAUAGAGUUAAGUCUUUUGGAAUCAUAUUUGUCAAAUAGAAAAGCCUAUAACCAAAAGUCAAAUCUAAGACCGAUUCCAAUCAGACAACAACAAAAUAAAAAGCAGAAUCGUCCUAAGCUUAAAGUUAAUUAUACUCCCAAUCCUAAAGUUAAUCCUACAAUAAAUUCUAAAAUUAAUCCUACGAAAAAUUCUAAAAUAAGUCCUCCUAUUGAUUCUAAAAUUAAUCCUCCUACUGAUCCGAAUAGUAAUGCAAGUGUGCAGUCAACAAAUAAAGGUGAUGUAUUGAAAAAAACCAAAUCAGCCGAAGCACUAGAUGAAGGGUUUGUAAAACAAGUAAGAAAAUGGGCCCUUCUCAAGCUUUCGAAAAUUAGAAGUAGCUACCAAAAAUCAGAAGCGUUUAAAGAGGAUACAAAUCUUAAUAUGUACAGUCAAUUGAGAGCUGAUGCCAUAUCAAAAGGAAACCUAGUCGAUAAAUCUAAUCACAACGAAAUGAAGUUUACAAAACGUGGAACAAAAAGCUUUAAGAAACCAAUGGUAUUGGCAAACGAUAUUAUAAGUGUAUGGCAAGUAAAAUAUCCUAAAAUCAUAUAUAGCAAAGAUUAUAAAAGGUACAAAUUUGGACUUGGUGUAGCAAAAUCUUCAAAUGGCAAAUUCUAUGCAGUGAGUAAUCUAACAUGAUUUUUGGGCUAUGAGUGAUAUUUAUAAUUCUCUGAUGUUAUAUAAAAUAAUAAAUAAAUAAGAAAAUUUAAAAAUAUGAUUUAAUCAUAAGUUGUAGAAAUAUUUGCAGUAUUGCUUAAGGAUUUGAUAUUACUUUUGUUAUAUUUAUACCUAACGAAUAAACUUUUGAUUUACAAGUCGGUACUGUUAUACAUUUGUACACU
Messenger RNA from Adelges cooleyi (spruce gall adelgid), 1144 nucleotides. RefSeq lists its product as uncharacterized. The transcript is spliced from 7 exons. Bases 78 to 941 code for a protein of 287 amino acids. NCBI's taxonomy places the organism in Eukaryota, Metazoa, Arthropoda, Insecta, Hemiptera, Adelgidae. The record is from RefSeq and is a predicted model, not a curated record.